AAGGUAGCAAGGGAACAACAAUAACUGUGUUCCUAAACAGAACCCACCUGUCAUGGAAAAUGCCACUACGAAUGCGUCUGCGGAGUCAGAGGCAACACUAAAAGAGCGCUUCUAUCGACAAUUUCAAAAUGAAGUGAAUGCCCUUGAGAAACAGAUAGAGGGUUUGGGUACAAAUGCGCUUACAGGUGCUGAUCGUAAUGCCUCCAUCGAGAAUUGUCUUGCAGGAAUCGACCGGCUGUCGCACGAAGUCAAGGACGCUUCGAGCUAUCUUCCUGCGUACGACCGGCGGGCGUAUAGCAAUUCCAUCAAGACACUCUCUGACAAACUAGAACGGAGCCGCAAAGAAGCGGAGCCGCCUAAGAAAUUCAGAUUCAAAAGUGCGCGCAUUGCUCAGGCAGCCACUUCUACAGUCCCACGAAGCGCGGCAGAGGAAUCCCAAUCUACCGUGGAGUCCAGCUCACAGCAAACGCCUACCUCUCAGCCAACGUUUAAGGAAGAGCAAAGCGCAACGAUCUUCCACCGGAACAACGCCUACAUCACCCUUCCUACGACAUCUGGAAAUUCUUCUCGAACAAUAGCCAACAUAACCAACAGUAUCAUUUUACCUCCUCUGUCUGAGCCUCAAACCGUCGCUUCCCCCCUAGCCAGCCUCAUCCUAAAAGACAUAUCUACUUCUCUCAUCAUCCUUCCUCAAAUCGACGGACCCAUACAUAUGACGAACAUCACCUCCAGCAUUCUCGUAGCAUCAUGCCGCCAAUUCCGCAUGCAUGCAUCCAGAGACGUGCAGGUGUAUCUGCACUGCGGGAGCAGACCGAUUAUCGAGGAUUGCGAGGGUGUGAGGUUUGCGCCCUUGCCAGAGUGUUUUACCACGCCAGAGAUGCGCACGAGACUGAAUCGGUGGGAUCAGAUUGACGAUUUUGGAUGGUUGAAGGCGGAACCCAGUCCGCAUUUCAGUGUACUGGGGGAGCACGAGAGGUUUCCGGAGCAGGCGUGGAGGGAUGUGGCUGAGAGAAAGGUAGAGAAGACUGUUGAGGAUGCGUUGAAAGCGUUCGGGAUCCUCAAGGAUUCAUGAGAAAAGGGCGGUUCUCGCGAAUCACUCAUGGUGAAACCGUUUGCCUGGAUAGCGAAUGACCAGCCAAUGGAUAAUCUCCGGUCAUACUGUUGGGCUGUUCAUAUGGUUAUAGCAGUGUUCCGCAGACUCUGAGAAGCUUAUGGGGUUCUUGUGGUUAUCUCCUGGCCAGCUUUGUGGAAUGACUUAGGGACGGAUUUCACCGGAAGGUCUCACCGGACUGUAUUGCACCGGCUAGAAGCAGCAGUCGUGGACCGGAAUUCCAUAUUGGUGGUAUUGCAAAAGGUAAUACGUCUUACAGACAAGGCUAUGUGUGAAUGAUGAAAGAAGAAUACUGUAUUGAUAGAGCAA
Molecule: messenger RNA, 1420 nt
Organism: Westerdykella ornata
Lineage: Eukaryota; Fungi; Ascomycota; Dothideomycetes; Pleosporales; Sporormiaceae
Product: TBCC-domain-containing protein
Exons: 4
Coding region: 53-1072 (339 amino acids)
Biological process (GO): tubulin complex assembly; post-chaperonin tubulin folding pathway
Cellular component (GO): cytoplasm
Molecular function (GO): tubulin binding
Source: RefSeq, a predicted model, not a curated record